AUGAGAGAAGUUAUUGCUGUACACAUCGGUCAAGCCGGUGUCCAAGUUGGUAACGCUGUUUGGGAACUGUUCUGUAUCGAACAUGGUAUUAGUCCAGAUGGAACAGUAGAGAAUUCGGAUGGACGUGAUGGAGGUGACGAAGACAAGGCCUUUCACGCCUUCUUUGCCGAAACCGCUUCUGGCAAACAUGUACCCAGAUGUUUGUUUGUUGACCUUGAGCCUUCUGUCGUCGACGAAGUACGCAGAGGUGCCUACAGCGGAUUGUUCCACCCUGAGCAGUUGAUGUCUGGUAAGGAAGAUGCGGCGAAUAACUUCGCACGUGGACGUUACACGACCGGUGGUGAAAUCAUCAACCCUGCUAUGGACCGUAUUCGCAAACUUAGUGACGCAUGUGACAGCAUCCAAGGAUUUUUGUUCUUCUCUGCUGUUGGUGGUGGUACAGGUUCCGGUACUGGUAGUUUGAUUCUUGAAAACAUCGGUGCUGAGUAUGAGCGCAAGACCAAAUUGAACUUCUGCAUAUGGCCAUCACCCCAAGUAUCAACCGCUGUUGUCGAGCCUUACAACUCUGUGCUCUCCACCCACUCACUCUUGGAGAACACUGAUGUUGCUGUUGUACUUGACAAUGAGGCUAUUUACUCCAUAUGUAAGAAGAACCUUGACAUUGGCAGACCAAUAUACAAGAACCUUAACCGCAUCAUUGCCCAAGUUAUUUCAUCUCUUACCACUUCGCUACGUUUUGAUGGUGCCCUGAAUGUCGACAUGAACGAAUUCCAGACCAACUUGGUACCAUACCCACGUAUCCACUUCAUGCUUUCAUCCUAUGCACCUAUCAUCAGUGCCCGUAAGGCUAAGCAUGAGUUCAUGUCUGUGGGUGAGAUUACUAACUCUGCUUUCGACCCUAGCUCUAUGAUGGCUGAAUGUGACCCACGUCUCGGUCACUACAUGGCCUGCUGCCUUAUGUACCGUGGUGAUGUUGUUCCUAAGGAUGUUAACUCAGCUAUUGCGCAUGUAAAGAGCAAGAAAUCAGUUCGCUUCGUUGACUGGUCACCUACCGGCUUCAAGUUCGGAAUAAACUACCAGCCUCCAUGUGUUGUUCCUGGCGAUGACCUCGCUAAGAUAGCUCGUGCUGUAUGUAUGAUUUCGAACUCAACAUCUAUUUCUGACGUUUUUAGCCGUAUGGAUGCCAAAUUCGAUGUGAUGUACGCUAAGAAGGCUUUUGUGCACUGGUACAUGGGUGAAGGUAUGGAAGAGAGCGAGUUUGAGGAAGCCCGUGAGGACGUUGCAGCGCUCGAGAAGGACUACGAAGAAGCCGUAAACAACUAA
Messenger RNA from Babesia sp. Xinjiang, 1323 nucleotides. Its product is annotated as Tubulin alpha chain. Gene Ontology annotation, cellular component: cytoplasm; microtubule. Lineage: Eukaryota; Apicomplexa; Aconoidasida; Piroplasmida; Babesiidae. The coding region runs from base 1 to 1323 and encodes 440 amino acids. Gene Ontology annotation, molecular function: structural constituent of cytoskeleton; GTP binding. The transcript is spliced from 3 exons. Gene Ontology annotation, biological process: microtubule cytoskeleton organization; mitotic cell cycle. The record is from RefSeq and is a predicted model, not a curated record.